UACACAACGUCUCUCUUUCUUUCUCUCUUUUUUUUUUUCCUUUGUUUUUUUCACUUCUUCUCGUUAUCCGUGACGUUUCGCCCGGCUGCGCUCGCGUACAGCAUGCCCCGCUGCACUUCAACGUCAGACCGUGGCCGGUUGUUGAUUUUCCUAAUUCUACUCUCGUUAAGCGGUCUUUGAACGAUUGGCGAUAACGUCGAACCAGACAAUGCGGUUCUGGACAAGCGAUCUCGCGAUCGCUUUGAUUUUCACGACAGACUUCUCUCAGAACAAUCAGUUUUCGGCACGAUUAUAUUCUACGAGCGCAUGCGGGGCAGGAAAGGAAAUCCCGGCGAUACCUGACGCAUUCCUCAGACAGGUAUCGCCGCCAGGUGCUACGAAUCACGUAGUUUCACGAAAACCUGGCGCGGCGUUACGAAGGGAUAUCGAGGCGGGUUGCCUAUUGUCGUCGUUUAUUGUUCAUGAGAUUCUCCGUUCGUCUGCCGUACAAGCCAGGCAGGUCACCUGCUGCGAAGGACAACGAAGAGAGCCGGGUUUAUCUAACCUAGACCAUCACCGGUGCAACCGGAGCUCGCUUCUUCGCGCACGAAUUUAUUUUCGUCGUUCGGUCGACUUGACAUGGCCGAAAAAUGGUCGCUCUUCUUCGCCCGGCUGGCCUCGCACAGGGAUUCUUUCCGAGGCCGUGACAUUGACUGCAACACAAACGAUCUGUUUGUAGAUUUCGUCUCUGUAAAGAACAAGGAGACCUCCCCGGACGGCUUUCAGCCUUUCAAUUUUGAUUAACGCUCGCAGAAACCAUUCUACUCUCGUUUUACUUUUCCAGUUCACGAGAUUCACGUGAAGCUUUUCUGCUAUUCGUCUCGUGGAGUCGAAUCACGCGCAAAAAGCAAACAGAACGCGUCGAGGGAUGAGUGUACACUUAUUGACGUGACGAGCGGUGUCACGUCCGAUAACGCUCGAUAUCGCGACACCAGUCGUGACCUCGGUUCAUCUCUACGUCUCGUCGGCGUAAUACGUGAAGGGACUUUAAACCGGUGCAUGAGAGGACAAAUCAAUUUCGAAUUGGCCGAUAAUAAUCCGAGGAGACGAGUUUGGUACUCUCUCUCUCUCUCUCUCUCUCUCUCU
Molecule: messenger RNA, 1125 nt
Organism: Odontomachus brunneus
Lineage: Eukaryota; Metazoa; Arthropoda; Insecta; Hymenoptera; Formicidae
Exons: 2
Coding region: 209-718 (169 amino acids)
Source: RefSeq, a predicted model, not a curated record